Messenger RNA from Anopheles cruzii, 697 nucleotides. RefSeq names its product gametocyte-specific factor 1 homolog. Lineage: Eukaryota; Metazoa; Arthropoda; Insecta; Diptera; Culicidae. The transcript has a single exon. The record is from RefSeq and is a predicted model, not a curated record. The coding region runs from base 59 to 553 and encodes 164 amino acids.
CGCAUAAAAGGGACGAAAACAACUAAGGUGCUUCAACCUUCCUCGGGUUCCUGCUAAAAUGUCGACGAUUCCCAACUUUGGUCGCGUGCUGGAGUGCCCGUUCAAUCGGGCACACCAGAUCCCGGAAGAGCGGAUGCAACGGCACCUGAUCAAAUGCAAAAAGCAGUACCCGAAGGUGAAAAUGCUGCAGUGCCCGCUCAAUUCGACGCACCUCAUGCCGACGGAGGAGUACAUGACGCAUAUUCAGCUGUGCAGGGACAGGUCCCUCGUGGAAACGUUCCGGAACGUGGUGAAGCCCGCAACAAACUCCGGGCAGUUGGUGCAAGGAGUAGUGCAGCCAACGAAACCGGACGCCCCGUCAUCCGCUCCGCUGUGCCCCGACGAGGAAAGCUGGGACGAUAUGGCAGCGCCAGCCUACAAUCCGACCAGGUACUGCAUCGAGAACAAAGUCAUCCGCAAAGCAUUCCAUCUGACGCCGUCCGAAAAGCGAGACUUUUACGAGCAGGAACGGAUCCGCCACGAAGAGCUGGACAAGUUCGCGUGCAAGAACUAGGCUUCGAGGUUAAGCUUUAUCUAUGUUUGCGCGUUGUCGAUGUCAGGCCAUUCCCUGCUAGUGUAUUUAUCACAAAUGUUACCAUUUUUUGACAUCGACGGCAAAACAUCAAACAAUAUCAAUAAAACAGUUUUUUAAAGUUCG